CUGUUCUUUCUUUUCUCCUCUCUGUUAGUCCCGCCUAUACUUCCUGCCUAGCCACUGGCCAAUCAGUGCUUUAUUUAUUGACCAGAGUAAUUUGACAUACAGACCAUCCCACAGCACAACACAACAUCCACUCAAUGAACAAGACCUUCCAGUGACAUGGACGCAGCAAACUAUGAGGGAUUCUAUGGUGUUUCAAGUUCCAGAAUGUAGGUAGCAUCUGCAUCAACCUAGUGAAGUGUCAAAGAUAGAAAUCUCCAACUAAACUAGGUGGCGACCUAUGCUUCUAUCUCAGUACUCAGGAUGUCUGCGAGUUCCAGGCCAGCCUCAAAAAAGGUCAAAUGACUUGAGGAUGUUAAUAAAAAUACUCCCCCUCCCAUCCCAUAACUGAAGAGAUGGCUACACUGUAGAUUGCUUGCUUCUCUCGAAGAGGACCGGAGCUGGAGUCCCCGAAGUCUGGCUGCUCACACUUUCUGUGCAUCCUUCUCCACAGCUUGUAAUACCCUCUUCUCCUCCAUAGGCAAGCUCACUCCUAAACUUCACACAUACAUAGACACACAAACAAACACAUGAACAGAAAAUAAAGAGAAAUCCGAAAAAUAUUCUUUCUGUAAAGUUCUGUGAAUCUGCAUUUCUUACACUGCACACAUAAAACUGAAAUGUUAAAGGGAGACUCAAAGGAACUCUGGUGGGAAAGCUGAGGAUAAGGACAGGCAGACAUGUAAGCAUCUAUUACUUUCACCAUAUCAUUAUAUUUUGGAAAAUAGUUACUACUUUCUUAAACAUUCUACUUACAUGAGAUUUGUUAUUAAUAUGUUCAAUGAAGCAAAUGUCUCAGAAUUCUCAGUUCCUAAUGUGGUGACCAUGGAUUGAGAUAGUGCACACAAGCAUGAGUACCUUUGAGGGAUAAUCCAUUUCUGAGCCUGUAUACACACAUCCUGACAUCAGUGUUUGAGAAUUGCUGACUUGGGGGCCCUUUGGUUUGACUCAGAAGGAUGUUGUGACCAGGACCAGGUGUGACCAGGACCAGGCGGACAAGGACCAGGGUAAGUAAUUCACUGCUCCUGGGAUACCAGGUCUCAGAGCUGGAUCAGAGCCAGGAAAGUAGUGCCCUAGAGAUUCCGCUAACAGGAGUUCAUCUUUCCGUGACUCAAUCCCAAUGCUCUCUAUCACUACCACUGGGAAUUCUUAGAGAAGCCAAUCAGCCUCUUGCAUUUUAACAUUAUCAGAUGAACACAGAUUCUCACUGACUCACUCUCUACUCUUUAAGCAGGAUGAAGACCCUCAUACCUCAGGCUCUCCUCCUGCUGCUCCUGGUUACCCUGGCCCUGACCAAGCAUCCAAAGGGUUCAUACCAGCUGUGCCAUUUCCAAACCCUCCUGACCUGGCCCGGCCUCGUGGAGUCCCAGUUCAUCUCUGCCAGCUAUGUAGAUGACACACAAUUCAUGGGAUUCAACAGCAGGGCAGAGACUCAGAGGAUGGUGCACCAGGCCCCAUGGAUGGAUCAGCAGAAGCCAGAGUAUUGGGAGGAUCAGACACAGAGCAUCAUGAGAGAAAAAACAUUCUUCAAAGAAGUAAUGAAGAAAGUGCUCCACAUCCAUAACCAGAGCAUGGCUGGACAUCACACAAUCCAGAGGAGGUAUGGCUGCAUUGUGUUGCCUGGAGGGUACUUCAGUCGCGGGUUCCAUGAAUUAACCUUCAGUGGCCAUGAUUACAUCGCACUGAACGAGGACCUGCGCACCUGGACCUUGUCCGGCAAGGCUGCUAAGAUGCUCAGAGGAGAGUGGGAAAGGACAGGUUUUGCACAAGUGGUGAAGACUUACCUGAAGGAUGAAUGCGUUGAGUUGCUCCUCGCACAGCUGGACUAUGGGAAGGAGACUUUGCUGAGAACAGACACUCCCAAAAUACUUGUAACCCAAAAAGUCAGAACUGAUGGGAAAAUCAUCCUGAGAUGCUGGGCCCUGGACUUCUACCCUGCUGAGAUCACCCUGAUAUGGCAGAGGGAUGGGAACAACCAGACACAGGACAUGGAAAUGAUGGACACCAGGCCUGCAGGGGAUGGGACCUUCCAGAAGUGGGCAGCUGUGGUGGUGCCUUCUGGGGAGGAGCAGAGAUACACAUGUCAUGUGACUCAUGAGGGCCUGCCUGAGCCCAUCACCCUGAGAUGGGAGCCUCCUCAGCCCUCUGUCCCCAUCAUGCCAAUUGUUACUGGCCUGGUUCUUGGAGCUGUGCUUAUGGGAGCCGUGGUGACUUUUCUGAUAUGGAAGAGGAGGACUAAAGGAUAAGACAGCUGGACUGAGCCUAACAGGAUUUGUUCUGGUUUCUCCUUCUUUUGUGGCCUCCAGACCUCAUGCCUUCUCUUUCUGGUCAUGUGUCUUUCUCUUCUGAGCAAAAUGUAAACAGGUCAUGAGCAGCGACAGCCUUCUUCCCAUAUACACCGUGUGUCUUCCCCAGUCAUCUCUCAUGUUCCAACAGGGCUGGCAAACCUCCAUCCCUGAUAGAACCGUAGUUUUCACUGAGCUACAGCAACUACAAGAAGUUUUCAUGCUUCUUUCUUGAAAUUAAGCAUUUUUCAUGCAUGGUUGUGCAACUUCUUUCAGAGUGGGUGACUGAUUAGUGUACUAAAAAUGAGUAAAGUUUAUGGAGAAAAUAAAAUCUCAGAACAUUAUGGAGUCGUGUGUGCUGUGGUAAGUCCAUUGCCUCUGGUGGCAUUGGUUGCUGUGUGGAGCCAAGCGAGGUCUGGGCUGUGCACAGGUAUCGCUCUGUCAACUCUGGGCUCUCACACAGUCCCUUCCCACCUAUGUCCUCUUGCUACUUCCUCAUCCUCGUUCUUUAAUAAACCUGUUCACCAGGACAUGUGAUCAAAAGAUCUCAGGCAUUUGUAGGGUUUGUCCAGUGUCUGUGCUGUUCUUUCAUGUUGGCCUUCAGCCUGUUCAGGCUUGAGUCUGAUAUUCCAUUCAG
Peromyscus maniculatus bairdii (prairie deer mouse) is the source of this 2958-nucleotide messenger RNA. RefSeq names its product class I histocompatibility antigen, Gogo-A*0201 alpha chain-like. The record is from RefSeq and is a predicted model, not a curated record. NCBI's taxonomy places the organism in Eukaryota, Metazoa, Chordata, Mammalia, Rodentia, Cricetidae. Gene Ontology annotation, molecular function: signaling receptor binding; peptide antigen binding. Gene Ontology annotation, cellular component: external side of plasma membrane. Gene Ontology annotation, biological process: antigen processing and presentation of endogenous peptide antigen via MHC class Ib; antigen processing and presentation of endogenous peptide antigen via MHC class I via ER pathway, TAP-independent; positive regulation of T cell mediated cytotoxicity.